AUGAUGUCAGAACAGGAUCUGGCGGACGUGGUGCAGAUUGCAGUAGAAGACCUGAGUCACCAUCACCCAGUUGUAUUGGAGAAUCAUGUAGUGACAGAUGAAGAUGAACCAGCUUUGAAACGCCAGCGAUUAGAAAUCAAUUGCCAGGACCCCUCUAUAAAGUCAUUCCUGUAUUCCAUUAACCAGACAAUAUGCUUGCGAUUGGAUAGCAUUGAAGCCAAGCUACAAGCUCUCGAGGCUACUUGUAAAUCAUUAGAAGAAAAGCUGGAUCUGGUCACGAACAAACAGCACAGUCCCAUCCAAGUCCCCAUGGUGGCGGGCUCCCCUCUCGGCGCAACACAGACAUGCAACAAAGUGCGAUGCGCGGUUCCCGGGCGUCGGCAGAACACCAUUGUGGUGAAGGUACCCGGGCAAGAAGACAGCCACAAUGAGGAUGGGGAGAGCGGGUCCGAGGCCAGUGACUCCGUUUCCACCUGUGGACAGUCAGGAAGUCAGAACAUCGGAAACAACGUCACCCUCAUCACCCUGAACUCAGAAGAGGACUACCCCAAUGGCACCUGGCUGGGGGACGAGAACAACCCCGAGAUGCGGGUGCGCUGCGCCAUCAUCCCCUCCGACAUGCUGCACAUCAGCACCAACUGCCGCACGGCCGAGAAGAUGGCGCUGACGCUGCUGGACUACCUCUUCCACCGGGAGGUGCAGGCCGUGUCCAACCUCUCAGGCCAGGGGAAGCAUGGCAAGAAGCAGCUCGACCCCCUCACUAUCUAUGGGAUCCGGUGUCACCUCUUUUAUAAAUUUGGAAUCACAGAAUCUGACUGGUACCGAAUCAAACAGAGCAUCGACUCCAAAUGCCGGACAGCCUGGCGGCGGAAACAGCGAGGCCAGAGCCUGGCCGUCAAGAGCUUCUCUCGGAGAACGCCAUCCUCCUCCUCAUACAGUGCAUCCGAGAGCCUCAUGAGCACGCCGCCACCCACCACUGAAAUACCACAGCCCCAGCCGCAGGCCCUGCACUAUGCCCUGGCCAACGCCCAGCAGGUCCAGAUCCACCAGAUUGGAGAGGAUGGACAAGUCCAAGUAGGUCACCUCCACAUCGCUCAGGUGCCUCAAGGAGAGCAGGUGCAGAUCACGCAGGACAGUGAGGGCAAUUUACAGAUACACCACGUGGGACAGGAUGGGCAGGUGCUUCAGGGGGCCCAGCUGAUAGCCGUGGCCUCCUCAGACCCCACAGCCACAGGCAUGGAUGGGUCACCUCUCCAGGGCAGUGACAUCCAGGUCCAGUACGUCCAGCUGGCGCCUGUGACUGACCACACCACAGCAGCUCAGACGGCCGAGACCCUGCAGCCCACCCUGCAGCCCGAAAUGCAGCUUGAGCAUGGAGCCAUCCAGAUCCAGUGA
Molecule: messenger RNA, 1395 nt
Organism: Pipistrellus nathusii (Nathusius's pipistrelle)
Lineage: Eukaryota; Metazoa; Chordata; Mammalia; Chiroptera; Vespertilionidae
Source: the annotation of a GenBank genome assembly